CCCCCAGAGUUUUGAUUUCUGAUUUCUUUCCAGGUGCUAAAUAAGUUCACAGCAUUUUAGCUUAGUUAGUACUCUGGCAGGUAAAAGUUUUUAUUUUUUUUUCUGUGUUAUUGGUAAGAUAAUGCAGCAUAACUUUGUUUUAGGCAGCAGCAUCUUUGUUUUCAGUAGUUAUUUUUUAUUUAACCUUCUCCUCCUUCUCUUCCCUUCAGCAAUGGCAGCUUCCAGCAGCAGCAGCAGCGAGGAGGAGCGGAGCCUCCGGGAAUGUGAACUUUACAUCCAAAAACACAACAUCCAGCAGCUGCUGAAGGAUUGCAUUGUACAGUUAUGCACAGUGAGACCUGAAAGACCCAUGGGAUUCAUCAGAGAGUACUUCGAGAGAUUGGAGAAGGAGGAAACAAAGCAGUUGUUGAAUCAGCUGAAGUCUGGUUCUCGCUCUGACUCCCGGGAGGAUGAGAUCUCCCCUCCUCCUCCCCUCAACCCUGUGGUUAAAUAUCGGUCACGACGAGGGGCCAUCAGUGCAGAAGUCUACACAGAAGAGGAUGCUGCCUCUUAUGUUAGAAAGGUUAUUCCAAAAGAUUAUAAAACCAUGGCUGCUUUGGCAAAAGCAAUUGAGAAGAAUGUGCUUUUUACCCAUCUUGAUGAUAAUGAGAGGAGUGACAUCUUCGAUGCGAUGUUCCCUGUCACUUACAUCGCAGGAGAGACUGUCAUCCAGCAAGGUGAUGAAGGUGAUAACUUCUAUGUUGUUGAUCAAGGAGAAAUGGAUGUUUACGUGAACAGUGAGUGGGCCACCAGUGUGGGUGAGGGUGGGAGCUUUGGAGAGCUCGCCCUCAUCUACGGCACCCCCCGAGCUGCCACCGUCAAAGCCAAGACCAACGUCAAGUUGUGGGGCAUUGACAGGGACAGCUACAGAAGGAUCCUGAUGGGAAAUACUUUGAGAAAGAGAAAUAUGUAUGAGAAAUUCCUCAGUAAAGUAUCUAUAUUGGAAUCUCUGGACAAGUGGGAGCGUCUCACUGUGGCUGAUGCUUUGGAACCAGUACUGUUUGAGGAUGGCCAGAAGAUUGUGGUCCAGGGAGAGCCAGGAGAUGAGUUCUUCAUUAUCUUGGAGGGCACAGCUGCAGUGUUACAGCGCCGGUCAGAAAAUGAGGAAUUUGUUGAAGUGGGCAGACUGGGACCUUCUGAUUACUUUGGUGAGAUUGCUCUGCUGAUGAACCGUCCUCGUGCUGCCACCGUCGUGGCUCGUGGUCCCUUGAAAUGUGUGAAGCUGGACCGGCCCCGGUUCGAGCGUGUGCUGGGUCCCUGCUCUGAUAUCCUCAAGAGGAACAUCCAGCAGUACAACAGUUUUGUAUCACUGUCUGUCUGAAACCUUCCUUCCUGUCCAAGCCAUGCUUUCACAAAUGCAGACUGCUUUCUUCCCCUUGUGCAGAGCCACAUUGCCACUGGCAUUUGCAGCUUCCUGUCCAGUUAAAAAAAAAAAAAAACAAAAAAGAAAAAAAAAACCUGCUUAUCAUGGCACUGUCAUUAAUUUAGAGCAUAUUAUUUCUGUGCUCUCUGUCCUAUUAAAUUAAUAGAAAAAAUUCAGUGGAGACAUUUGCUUCUCUCUGUGCACCAGUGUCCAACUCAGGCCAGUGCAGCCUUGCUUCAGCAAGGGAGAGACCUCCUGGCAGCACACCAUUGCCAUAGGGUGAGGAGGUGACAGUAAAGGGGGAAAAUUCUUUUAAAGGUGUUUCUCAAAUUAUUGGACAGAUUUUUAAGGCUGUGGUCACCACCUGCUGUAUUUCUUUUCACAUGAGAGCUACCCUUGUAACUGAGCUUCUUGGGGCUUGGGGUUUUCUGGGUUUUGUUUCCAUUUUUUGGGUACUGUAAUCCUGGGUUCAAUCGUGAGGCAUCAGCUGCUAAGAAAGCCACAGUUGGAAUUUACCAGUAUAAUUGUUCCUGUGUCUGCUGGUUUAAGAUUGCAUAGUUCUGUUCUUGUCAAGUGUGAAUCAAAAGCUUUCCAGGUUAAUAGUUCUGGUGAACUACUGCAGUUGUUGAUCCAUUUGCUGACUUGCUGCAACUGAUCUUUUCCACUUGUUCUUUCUCCAGCCAUAGAUUUGCCAUUUCAAACUCUUCCUGUUCCAAGUGGCAAGAACCAAAUGCUACAUGAAAUAAAUGCCUGACUUUGUUCUCUAGAUUGGUGUAAGAAUGGUGCAGCUGUCCAGCUGUUAGUACUGUUUGAGUGCUUACAUUGGUGUAGAAGUGGAAAGCAAACAUUUGAUUUUCCCUGUGAAUUGUUUUGUUAAUCCUCAGUUGACUUGUAAGAAACCACCAUCAGUUCAAGUGACCCAUUGUUACCAGGGAAAAUAAAUGCUGAGUGUUUUGGCCAGUAUCAGUUUCAGGUGACAAGAUUGCUGGUCUGUAAAGCUCCAUUAUUCUUGGUAGAGAAUGUGAGGCAGAAAAAUGGAACAUUUGAGCUUUCCUACAACACUCAGUUGUUUUUAAGUUUCUAUGAUCUUUUUAAAAAUGGCUCACUGUAAAUCUAGCUCAAAGCCAAAAGGUGCAUUCUCUUUUCUUGCUUAUGGAAUUUCCACCACACUCAUUUCAUUCUUUAUUUUUUUUCCCCCCCAAGUUCAAUCUGUUGCGAAGUCUUAAAUGUAUUUCAGUAUUUCCCAGCUUUGUGUUCCAUUACUCUGUGCUCACCAAGACUUCCCAAAAGUUUUUACUGAAUUCCACGGUUCAAUAAUUGUAGGCAAUUUUUAAGGUUUCCUUUAAACUGUAAUUUAUAUCAAGUAGCAUAGGUUUGUAUUUGGGAGUGACAGCAAGCAGUUUGGCAUUUGUUGUGCAACUACUUUAAUGAUGGAGCCCUUGUUUUAUUUCCUUUCUGAGGUGGAGUGGAUGCAAAUCCAACAUUUUCGCAGGUAUGGAGAGAAUCAGGAAGAAUCUGCUAAUUCAUGCAGGAUAAUACUGAAGGUAUCAAGCCUUUACAAAAGGUUUCAGGGUAUUUCUGAAACUGAAAUCCCAAGAAGGGGAUUGAAAUAAAUGCUUGUGGUUUGACUUCUCUAUUCAAGAGAUGUUGAAUAGAGGAUUUCUCCCAGAGUCCUUAAGGAAUAAGCAAAUGCUACCUUUUUUGGUCUUUUUUUCCUUACUUUUUUUUUUUUCGUAAAACUUUUUUCUUAAGUUUUGACUCCGCAGGUUUUUUUUUCUUCAUAUGUGUUCUUUGUGUUACAUUAAAGCACCAAAAACUGUGUAAACCAGUUAGAGCUCCACAAAAAAAAUGCACAUUUUUUUUAUAUAAGGCUUUCUAAUCAAGUUUCACUACUGCAUCUUUUUAGCUUGCUGUUUACUCCCUUUUGUAGUUUUACCUACAAGAUUUUAAGAUAAAUCAGCUAAGUCUGAGUUAAACACAGUUAUAGCUUUACCUUUGUGUGCAAUUUCAGUAUGUUUGAAACUACAAUUGGCAUAGUUUUGCCUUAGCUAACAUUCAGGGCUUUAGAAGUAAUUUUUUGCUAGUCUAUCUUCAGCAAAUUGAUGAAGUCUAUUGCCCUAGGAAGCUAUAGUCAACCAGAGGACCAUUUUUGUAUUGUUAUCUGACUCUAUAAGUCUGAUUUACUGUAUGUGCUAAUAUAUUAUAUUAUAUUCCUUUUGUUAUAGAUUGUCCUAAUGGCAGGUAAAGCAAUAAAAUGAUUUAAAUUCUUAAACGCAAUCAGCCUCUUUU
Cinclus cinclus is the source of this 3691-nucleotide messenger RNA. RefSeq names its product protein kinase cAMP-dependent type I regulatory subunit alpha (gene PRKAR1A). Lineage: Eukaryota; Metazoa; Chordata; Aves; Passeriformes; Cinclidae. Bases 122 to 1360 code for a protein of 412 amino acids. Gene Ontology annotation, biological process: regulation of protein phosphorylation. Gene Ontology annotation, molecular function: cAMP-dependent protein kinase regulator activity. The transcript has 10 exons. The record is from RefSeq and is a predicted model, not a curated record. Gene Ontology annotation, cellular component: cAMP-dependent protein kinase complex.